UCAGGGAUGGCAGCUCCAAACUCUGCAGAGAGGAAAGCCUGCUGGGAUGCAAGGGAUCAGCUCUGGCAAUGUUUGGAUGAAAACAAUGACAGGCUUGAAUCCUGUCAGAAGUUCCAGGCUGACUUUGAGGCCAGAUGUCCAGCUCAGUGGGUGAAGUAUUUCACUAAGAGGAGAGACUUCCUAAAAUACAAAGAGAAGAUGCAGACCGAGGGAUUCACACCAGCUGGAGGCCCACGAGAAAACUCCUAACUGGAAAACUAUAGAUGGACUUUUACCCAAACCGUGCAGGACCCUGUGUGCAGUUAGCUUUAUUUAUUUGUUAAAAAUAAAUACUUG
Messenger RNA from Cyprinodon variegatus (sheepshead minnow), 336 nucleotides. Its product is annotated as cytochrome c oxidase assembly factor 6 homolog. Gene Ontology annotation, biological process: respiratory chain complex IV assembly. Gene Ontology annotation, cellular component: mitochondrion; respiratory chain complex IV. The coding region runs from base 7 to 249 and encodes 80 amino acids. NCBI's taxonomy places the organism in Eukaryota, Metazoa, Chordata, Actinopteri, Cyprinodontiformes, Cyprinodontidae. The transcript has 2 exons. The record is from RefSeq and is a predicted model, not a curated record.